Austrofundulus limnaeus is the source of this 727-nucleotide messenger RNA. Its product is annotated as hippocalcin-like protein 4. Gene Ontology annotation, molecular function: calcium ion binding. The record is from RefSeq and is a predicted model, not a curated record. NCBI's taxonomy places the organism in Eukaryota, Metazoa, Chordata, Actinopteri, Cyprinodontiformes, Rivulidae. The transcript is spliced from 4 exons. The coding region runs from base 139 to 714 and encodes 191 amino acids.
UGAAGCCGAAGGUUGUUUCACAUGAACAAGAACCUGUUCCGGAGGAAAAUACAGCCGUGACAUUAGAUAACAAGCGGUUCUGUUAUCAAAAAAGGAGCUCAUUCUUCUUCUCAACAUCGCAGGAGCGGUUGCAGAGUCAUGGGGAAACACAACAGCAAGCUGGCCCCGGAGGUCCUGGACGACCUGACCAAAAACACUGAGUUCAACGAGGCAGAACUCAAGCAGUGGUACAAAGGUUUCCUGAAAGAUUGUCCUUCUGGUAUUCUUAACCUGGAGGAGUUCCAGCAGCUCUAUGUCAAGUUUUUUCCCUAUGGUGAUGCCUCCAAGUUCGCUCAGCACGCAUUUCGAACGUUCGACAAGAACGGCGACGGGACCAUUGACUUCAGGGAGUUCAUCUGUGCCCUGUCCAUCACCUCCAGGGGCAGCUUCGAGCAGAAACUCAACUGGGCCUUCAACAUGUACGAUCUGGAUGGAGAUGGGAAAAUCACACGCGUGGAGAUGCUGGAGAUCAUUGAGGCCAUCUACAAGAUGGUCGGCACAGUGAUCAUGAUGCGUAUGAACGAGGAUGGGCUGACCCCUCAGCAGCGCGUCGAUAAGAUCUUCUCCAAGAUGGACAAGGACCACAACGAUGAAAUCACCCUGGAGGAGUUUAAAGAGGCUGCCAAGUCUGACCCUUCCAUUGUCUUACUGCUGCAGUGUGACAUGCAGAAGUAGGGGGGGAGAGAGG